This is a messenger RNA of Scomber japonicus (chub mackerel), 698 nucleotides long. It is a transcript of the gene rnf7, whose product is annotated as ring finger protein 7. NCBI's taxonomy places the organism in Eukaryota, Metazoa, Chordata, Actinopteri, Scombriformes, Scombridae. The transcript is spliced from 3 exons. The coding region runs from base 12 to 344 and encodes 110 amino acids. Gene Ontology annotation, cellular component: nucleus; Cul5-RING ubiquitin ligase complex. The record is from RefSeq and is a predicted model, not a curated record. Gene Ontology annotation, biological process: protein ubiquitination; ubiquitin-dependent protein catabolic process. Gene Ontology annotation, molecular function: ubiquitin protein ligase activity; cullin family protein binding; zinc ion binding.
UUGCAGCAGAGAUGGAUGACGGUGACGAGCCUAGUAUAGUCCUCUCUCACAACACCUCUUCAGGCUCUAAGUCGGGCGGGGACAAGAUGUUUUCCUUAAAGAAGUGGAAUGCCGUAGCCAUGUGGAGCUGGGACGUUGAAUGUGAUACUUGUGCCAUUUGCCGGGUGCAGGUGAUGGACGCUUGUCUCCGAUGCCAGGCAGAAAACAAACAGGAGGACUGUGUUGUUGUGUGGGGAGAGUGCAACCACUCCUUCCAUAACUGCUGCAUGUCUCUUUGGGUGAAGCAGAACAAUCGCUGUCCCCUCUGCCAGCAGGACUGGGUGGUUCAGAGAAUCGGCAAAUGAGCUUCACCUCCAGGCAGUCUGAUUCUCAGACCACACCUGUAUGCACCUGAAAGUGGUGACAGACUUGACAAUGAUCGUUACAGAGCCACUGUCUACAACUCCUACUCCUCCUACAUAUGAUUGCAUGUUUCAGUACUCUGAGUGUCGAAGGAGGAUGGUGGCUAAGAUAAAUCCCUGCAGAAUCCUUGGUCACAGAUUGGUUGAUCUGACCUGGAAGGAUGAAGAGUCAUGAAGAGACAGAAGAAAGUUGAUGCAGUGUUUGGUCAUAUGUGAGCUUUACAUUAUUAUUUGUGGUGGUGUUUGGCACAUCUUGAAUAUGUGACUCUCUUUUUAAAAAUAAUAAAAAAAAGUGUA